AUGUCACUUAACGUUGAAAAUAGAUGCGAUAUACGAGGUCGACGUUCAUUUAUUAUGGAUGGUUUUAAUCGAUUACCCAAUAAUGAAGACCCAAGAUUUAGAUUUAGAUCAGUAUUUCAUCAAUCUUCUCCAUCUCAUUCAUUACGACAAGAAGACUUGACAUCAUCACAGCAUGGAUCUUUAGAAUAUAAUGGGUUCAAUAUGAUGUACCCUCCAUUUCCUCCCUACCCUUUGCAGCCACAGCCUGCUUUUCAACUCCUGCCCUUGCCAAUUAGUUAUCCAACACCUAAUAAUUUUCUUCAAGAAAUUCCUUACAAUGCAAGGCCUAAUCAAAUUUUUAAUAAAGGAUUAGGUACUGUAAUGGGAGCUAGUGCAUAUCACCACAAGAACCAAUUUACAGAUUGUUCGUUAUCAGCCAAUACUGAUGAACUUGUCGCUAGAAUUGGAGCAACUUUUCCAACCGUCAGCGAAACUCAUAUUAAAUGUCUUUUAAAAAAGUACCACAAUAGAGAGGCAGUUGUUAUGAGUGCUUUACAAGUUGAAAAACAUCCUAUAGCAACACCUGGUCCCUAUUCAACACUUUUAUUAUCUAAAGCCCCAAGUGUACCUGGAUCCUGUACUCCUUAUCAAAUGACUCCCCCAUUAAGUAUAAGAGGAACACCAUCGUUGAGUAUAAGAAGCAACUUAACAACUCCUCCUGUCGCUCUUCAAGGAAGUAUGGGAACUCCAUCUUUAAUUGUUUGGGGUACUCCUCCACCGAGAGGAAGUAGUCCUAUGCCCAGGCCAGGUUCAUCUAGCAGUUAUUACAGCUCUUUAAUGUAUGGAGACUUCAAACCGUCUCCAAAAUCUCAGACUUCUCCCAAAAUGAAAUUGAGGUAUUUGAAAAAUGUUUUUCCCAAAGUUGAAGAAACCAUUUUGUUGGACGUUUUGGCAAGUGAAAAUAACAACGUAAUGAAAACAUCAGAGAAAUUAAAAAGCAUGGGAUACGAAAAGAAAAAUAUAACAGCAUCCAAACCCUCGUCGGUCGAUAAAAAAUCCGAAAAAGAUUUAUAUAAUAAUUUAACAUUGCAAAAAGAAACGGAAAUUCAAAAACCCACACCACCUCCACGUAUGAAAUCUUUAGAAGAAAAAAGUAAAAUGAAAGAUAGAUUGGCGGGUUUAUACGAUGACGUACCAGAAAAAUUAAUACAAAUUGCAAUAGAAAGUGUUAAUUACGAUGAAGAAAAAGCCCGACAUUUGUUAAUGCUCAUGAUUAACGAGGAAAAAGAAAAUAAAGAAAAUGAAAUUUCUAAACAAAAUUCGUUAAACUCCACCGAUAAGGACAAAACCGAAGCGUCCAAAGACGUGAAAAAAGACGAGGAUGGAAAAAAAAAAGAUGGAGGAGAAAAAAAUAAAACGACAAAAUGUAAAAAAGACGUAGCGAAAAUUUCAAGAGGAACGAGCACAACAGAAGACAAAGAAUUCAAAUCCAUUUAUUUAAUGAAACCAUGUGGGAGAAAUAAAAAUUUAUGCAAGGGACCAAACGAUCAAUUGCUCCUUUCUGAUUACAUGACGUGGAACGGACCGGAUCCGGAAUUGAGAUCUGAAAAGGGUAAAAGUUUAGCAAAAGGACCGAAUAAAAAUUUACUUCUCACGGAAAAUAAAACCGUUGCUCAAGGUCGAAAUAAAAACAUUUGCAAAGGACCGAAUCCGACUUUGGUUAAAGGAAGCAAAUACUCUCAAAUAAUGGCGGCAUUUAAAUGGUGA
This is a messenger RNA of Pediculus humanus corporis (human body louse), 1746 nucleotides long. RefSeq lists its product as uncharacterized. Bases 1 to 1746 code for a protein of 581 amino acids. Gene Ontology annotation, molecular function: ubiquitin binding. The record is from RefSeq and is a predicted model, not a curated record. The transcript is spliced from 10 exons. NCBI's taxonomy places the organism in Eukaryota, Metazoa, Arthropoda, Insecta, Psocodea, Pediculidae.